AUGCCGCUUGCUGAACGCGACAUCAAUACACAACGCGAGCCCCGCCUCAAACGUCACUCUACCAAAGCAAAUCUAAGCUACUCACGACUCAAGGAUGAGAACUCGCCUCUAACAUCACCCACUAGCAAAGCAUCACCGCCUUCUAGUCCACUGCUUGCACCUACCAAGGCUUCCGCCGCCAAGGCCAGCCCUCCUUCUUCACGUGCAAUAGAUCAGACUGUCACUCCGAGUCGACUUCCGCGGCGAAUGGACUCGAGUGUAGCAUCUCCCAGAAGCACGGCCACAUCUACGAGAUCCAGUGUCCUGAGUUCUCGUCAUUCGACACCGACGGCCAUGACUGACAAGCCACUCCCAGCUCCACCAGUUGCUCAGAUCCGCUCCGCGAUGAGUCCAGCUAGGAAUAGCCGGACGUUGGUAGAUGCGAGUGACAAGUCCAUGCGCAUGCGUGGCUAUACUCCUUUGACUCCAAAAGCCAGUCUGGCAACUCCAGUUGCGGAAUCUCCGUCCCUGGUCGUGCCUUCUGCCGAGAUUGACGAUUUUUCAACUCACCCUGGGCAGACUGAUACUAUCUUCUCGCCCGAUAGAUGGGCCAACGACGUGUCUAACGGUCUCAUCGACACGGCUCUCUCUGCUAUCGGUUUGGCUAGUCCUGGCACAGUGCCAUCUCUUGAGUCUUCAUACUCGUCACUCAACAGCAUUGGCACUAAUGACAAAGUUGGCCACGGUACGACAGAAGCAGCGGUCGAACAUGAUUUGCUUCACGACUAUGAAGAGCCGUCCCAUGAGGUGCAGAUGGCGGAAGAAUUGCUCUCCAACAGCAUGUACUGUUCUACUACUUCGACCAAAUCCAGAGGAGUUCUGGAGAGUGCGGCCGCUCCACCAAACCAUCCAGUCCCGGGCUUUGCCGACCUCAUGGCCACGGUGCCCAGUGCACGAUCCGAGUCCCGCCCACAUUCGCCCUCGCCCGCAAGCUUCUCCCGUCCUCGUCCUAGCAGUAUCUCUCACGGAAGAGUCACUCCAUCGCCAAUGACACCAAGCAUCGCGACCUCCAGAAGUGUCAGGGCUCAAAAGACUGCAUCUCGUAUCCCCAUUCCAGAGCCGACGAAAGGUAUGCUGGUGGACGUGAAGCCUCGGGGCAGCACAUACACUACCACACCAUCAAUCAAAUCCACUCACAAAUCAACGAAAGCUCCCUCGUUCGGGACUCGUCGCCUCGAUGCCGCUGGUGCGCUGGAGAAGUUGGAUCAGGGCAUAAAGAGAAGGCAGCUCUCCCAGCUGAAGCGCACAAUUGGUUUCGACAGCAGUACCACCACGCUGUCGACGAUAGACAAAAAUUAUGGGCGAAGCGCUGGCUCUAUGACGGACCGUAGUCAUGCCAGCACGCCAGACAAUACCUUCGCCACAAGCUCUUCAGACGACGAAGAGGUUGUUACACCAUCGUGGCCACACGGCACAUUCUAUGACAGCGAUGACCCUCACAGGUACGGCAACACUUCGCCAGCGACUUUCUACCGCCAUCCUGCGGCAUCCCUGUUCUACAAUGCUGCCCCGUCGUUCAGCAAAGGCCCACCUUCGACCAGUCCCUACACAGUUCCGCUGCAGACAAUACCCAGUCAAGCAGCUUUACCGCUCUACGCAGAUCUUGAGGAGCCUCUGGAUAUGCCUCCUAUCACGUCCAACAGCACGAGUCUGCGCGAUCGACUGUCCAUAUCGCAAGAAGGCCGACCGAAUGAAUACCCCAAGCAGAGCUGGAGGCAGCAACCGCUUUUGACCAAUUACUCAUUUAUGGACCUGCUUGAUGAGUACAUUGAUCAGGACGGGCGCAUCAGCACGCAGGGUUUCGCGCCCUUCGAUAAGGAGGCGAAAAGGCAUAUCACGCGGACUCUGUCUAUUUUAGAAGGGAAUGGCGCACCAUUCCAGAACAAGGUGGAUGAGGAGACGAUUCAGGAGAGGUUCGGUCAUAUCAAGUGCGGCAUGGAUAGAGCGACCAAGGAGGCCUCAUUCAUGAAAAAUGCUGCAGCUGCUCAGAAGUUCCUAGCUCAAGACGCUGUUGUGCUUGACGACGCAGACAUGCAUGGGUUAUUACCAGAAGCCAAGGACCAUAAGACUGAUAUUAUCGACAACAUCAAGCCACAGCUACCACAAAUCGAGCCCAUUGCUAGCAAGUGGUCGGACAGUACGGCAUCUUUGCAGGCCAUUCUCCCAGAUCUCGUAGAUGUCUCGCCACAUCAGACGAAUACUAUGGCCAUCGACAAUGCCAUCCCGCAGGUCCAACGAAAGGCGGUUCCGGAGCCUCCUCGGUCGAUUGGCUAUCCAUCGCGUGUUGAGUCGAAGAAGGUGAUGGCACUGAUCGGACCUGGUAGUGCUGAUCUCUCGCCACUGGGUGGUCCGCCUCGUCGUCUGUCCUCGCCGUCCCUUGAUAAGCGCAAGCCUGGAUCUGUAAAGACAGCACGCGAGACACUCCCAGGUCGUGGCUUUAGUCGUCCCACCGCUUCUGCUGAGGCGAAGAAGGCACCGAAGAUGCCAACGCCGAACACGAAGCAGUUCAACAUCGUUGGUGGUUCUCACCGUGGUCGCAACCCAUCUGCUGAGAAGGGUAGGUCUCAGUCUGAGGGCAACAACGUGCAAAAGGCCAAGAGGGCCCGCUCGAGAAGCCGACUCGUCAUCGACAAGCUUCAGGGCAUGUUCUCACACAGGCGUGACAAGAGAGCCUCCGACAUGCCUCAAAUUCCUGCUGUUGCUGAAGACGGUGCCUCGAAGAAAGAAGAGCAGAGUACCGUCCGUACUGUCGCCAUCAGCAAGCCACCGAAGCUGGCGGGGAGUCCCACUAUGGAUCCUCGGACUCCCUCGGUACAUCACACCCCACAACGCAAAGACAGUAAAUCCACGUCUGCCGCCACACCACCUUCUACCCUCGACAAGUCCACGUCUGCACACGACGACCGCUCCUCGGUCUUGAGCUGGGGCGAGAAGCUUCGUGCCAAAGCAGCUCGAGAAUCCGACCCAGUCCGUAAACUUCGCCUCCUCGAGUUCGUGCAGGUCUUGCGUGAGUCGCACGAGAACGCACGCAAUGCGCAGAUCAGCUGUCUAGCUGCUCGUGAAGCUGCUGUACAGGCUAGUGCUUCCUAUGCGCUUGUCCAGCAGGGCACGACGAUGCUUCAGCGUCUUGCUGCUCAAAUCGGUGGACCAGAUGCAUGA
Molecule: messenger RNA, 3198 nt
Organism: Recurvomyces mirabilis
Lineage: Eukaryota; Fungi; Ascomycota; Dothideomycetes; Mycosphaerellales; Teratosphaeriaceae
Exons: 2
Coding region: 1-3198 (1065 amino acids)
Source: RefSeq, a predicted model, not a curated record